UUUUUUUUUUUUUUUCGUUUUUUUGUUCUUUUCCACAUGCUUGCUUCAGCCAGUCGCAUUGCAGCAGGACGUCGCCUGCUCUCGUCCGCCGCCACCGCCGCGCGCCCUCAGGCUGCAGCAAGCACGCCGUCGUUCAACGCCGCUGCCAAGGCCGGUUCGGGGGACGCACCCGCUGCUGCUGCUGCUGAGGAACAAGGAGGAGCGAGCUCUGGCGGCUUGCUUGCUCGAACGUUCGGGCGGCUCCGCGGUGCCAAGGCCACGGAUGGUGCUGCACCCACCACCACUGCUGCUACUGCUGCUGCUGCUGUGACUGGUGAUGCAAAGACCGCCGCCGCUGGAUCGGCCGAUUCCGAGGCCAUUCGAGCGCAUCGUGCGCUCCAUGCUCGCCGCGCCAGUGAAGCGCCGGCCAUCCUCACUCCUGCCGUAAUGGACGAGGAGCACAUCAUCAGGCGCACUGUCAUCAACCACUACCGAUCCAAGACACCGCUCGUGUACCAGGAUGCCCAGGGCCAGUCCAAGACGAUUUCCGAGUCCCGAGCAGCGAAAAUUCUCAAGCAAACCCGAAAAAGCUAUUUGGAGCGACGAUACGCCGCUUUGGUCCCGCGGACAGAUCUCGACGUGCGCCAAACUGUGCGCGAGAUUGUCAACGAAAUUGCUCCGAUUCCGGCCGAUGCCAAGGACGCCGUCUGGACGAGUCGGGCGUUUGAUAGCCAAACAGAGCGCGUUCAGAUCCUUGCGCGAUGUGUCGAAACCUUCCAACGAGACAUUCCGGAUCACCUGCUGAGUGAAAUGAAGAAUGCUGCAGGUGUGGUGAAAUUUUUCAAGUCGCCGCUUCCUGCAGCCCCGCGUCUCUUCCCAUCAAUCGAUCUGGAAAAGCUGCCUCCAAACCUGCGCAUUGAGGUGUAGAAUUUCCAUUGCAACAUGGGGGGGGAGCCCAGACUGUAACUUUAUGUUUGCGUGUCGGGUUUCUUCUGUUUUUUUAUAAAGUACAUUUUACAAUUACAAAGC
Capsaspora owczarzaki ATCC 30864 is the source of this 1008-nucleotide messenger RNA. RefSeq lists its product as hypothetical. The record is from RefSeq and is a predicted model, not a curated record. Lineage: Eukaryota; Filasterea; Ministeriida; Capsasporidae. Bases 37 to 906 code for a protein of 289 amino acids. The transcript is spliced from 3 exons.